UUACAACUUAUUUUAUCAAACAUGGCAAAGAAACCUAGUAGCAUGGGUCGUCAAAAGAUCAAAAUUGCCAAGAUAGAGGUCAAGAAUCAGGUUACCUUCUCAAAACGUCGCUCUAGUCUUUUCAAAAAAGCAAGUGAACUGUGCACUCUCUGUGUUGUUGAAAUAGCUAUCAUAGUUCUUUCCCCUGCAAGAAAAGUCUUUUCCUUCGGCCACCCUAAUGUUGAGUCCCUUAUUGAUAGGUUCCUCUCGAGAAAUAAUAAUAAAAAUAAUCCAAUCGCAAAUAAUUCACUUCAACUUGUUGAGGCUCAUCAAAAUGUUAAUGUUUGUGGGCUCAAUUUUCAAGUCACUCAAAUUCUUGGUGAGGUUGAAAUUGAGAAGAAAAGAGGUGAAUCACUUGAUCAAAUGAGGAAAACUAGUCAGAGCCAAUGUUGGUGGGAAGCUCCCAUAAGUCAACUUGAUUUGCAAGAACUUGAACAAUUAAAGGAUUCAAUGGAAGCUUUGAAAAAAUAUGUGACUAAUCAGACAAACAAGUUUAUGGUUAAUGAGAUUGCUAAUUCUUCUACUUUUUUUGGUGAUAAUGGUAAUGGGAUCUUUGACAACUAUGAUAUCAAGCCACCUAGAACCAUGCCUUCUUCAAGUGAUCUUCACAACCAUACCCUUGGUUUUGAUUCAGCUGCACUUUUUUAAUUCUUUUUUUUUUUGUGCGUCUCUCCAUUCCAUUUUUUGGAUUUUCAUUCGGAGUCUUGACACUAAUUUGGGGCCCGACUAAUUAAGAUUUUCAUCGAUAUGCAACUUCAUGUGGACUAUAAUAAUCGCCCCAUCACAACCUGUAAUGGUCCAGUGAGUACCUCACUUGCUGGCUGACCUUUGCUCUAAGUUCUUCAAGUUCUCAAUUUGUGCAUUUAUUUGCUAAUAAGCAACAACAAAUGAAUCAAUAUAAGAUU
This is a messenger RNA of Capsicum annuum, 944 nucleotides long. Its product is annotated as agamous-like MADS-box protein AGL62. Gene Ontology annotation, biological process: regulation of transcription by RNA polymerase II. The coding region runs from base 22 to 687 and encodes 221 amino acids. The transcript has a single exon. NCBI's taxonomy places the organism in Eukaryota, Viridiplantae, Streptophyta, Magnoliopsida, Solanales, Solanaceae. Gene Ontology annotation, molecular function: RNA polymerase II cis-regulatory region sequence-specific DNA binding; DNA-binding transcription factor activity, RNA polymerase II-specific; protein dimerization activity. The record is from RefSeq and is a predicted model, not a curated record.